UCGUUAAUACAAUUUGUUGACAUAUUUUGAAGAAUUUAUUGGCACUAAUUAAAUAACGGUAAACAAAAACGUGUGUUGCUUCUGGUAGGUAAUAUAUAUGAUAAUGUGGUAAUUUUGUAUAAUUACACCAAUGCCGAGGAAACUACUGCCUGUGGUUGUAUAUCAUUGUUCGGACGAAGGGAUGUUACCAUAUAAAACAUUGUAAUUCAGGAUAUUCGCAAACUCAGUUGAAGAAAGUGCAUGCGGAACAAAAGCAAAUUUUGAAAUAUAGAUUCAGCAGUUUUUGUAAAAUAUAAGAUUAUGCUUAAUUAGUAUCGUCUGAGUCUUUUGUGUUAUACUGGAAAUAUACUGUGCUACGUCUACCUUUGGAUUAAGUGUAAUUUUUCUUAUUAUGGAUAUAGAAACCUGAAAUCAUGGAUACGCAUUUAACUCCGUUUAAAAGAAGAUAUGUUGACAAUUGGAGAAAAGAAGUGAACAAGCAUCUGCGAGCAGGUACAAUGUGUUUAACAUUGACCGACUCACCAUUACAAAAUGUUGCACUGGAUAAUCAAAUCAAAAAUAAAUUUGAAGUUUCUUCAAAUGGAACAAUAUCUCAUGAAAUGGGGACCCAAACGGUUAACAAUACAAAACAGCCUAUGAAUUUAAAGCGAGUAUCUUUUAAGUAUUCUAAAAAUGUCGAUCAGAGUAAAGGAACAGAAAAAGUGCAUGAAGGGAACCAGUCAAACAGUGCUCGCAAGACUUCCCAGAAACCUUCAUAUCAGCGUCACGAAACUAAUCCGUGUGACAACAUUGAAGAGGAACACACUCCAUUAGUUAUCAUUGAUCCGCAGUUGAUGACACCGAUGAGGCACUAUGAAAUAAAUCCACAAGAGAGAUCAUCAAAUAAUCGCCCAAAGUCGAUCGAAAGAAACAUAAAUAAUCCAUUCAAAUUCACAUCAGUGCAAACCUCGCGAGACAUCAAUCCAGAAAACAAGAAAAAGGAAGUAUGGUCUAUCCGUUGCCAAGUUCAGUCACGAGACAGGAAUAGUUUUGUCGUUUCUCGUUCAAAUUUAUUUAAAUAUAAUGAUAUAUCCAAUCAUAGUUUUCUGAACUUACCAUCUCGUUUCCAAAAUGACAAAUACAAUCAACAGAUAACUACACCGAAGCCGGAAGUUUCAUUGAAUCAACCCUCUCCGCGAAGAAAUAUUACUUCAAUGUUUGCUGUACAAGCAUGGUAGCCUCGACGGUAACGCGCGUUAAUGUUCUGUGUUAUUACUUCAGUGUUUUAUGUACACGCAUGGUAAUGUGAACGCUCUGUUUUGUACCUUAAGUGUUUGCUGUACAAGAUUGGAACGUAAGCGAUCUGUUUGUGGUACUUUAGUGUUUGCUAAUGCAUACAUGGUGAUGUGAAAGUUCUGUGAUAGUGCUGUACAAGUAUGGCAUGGUUAACAUUCUGUAAUUCCCAUGAGCAAUAUUAUAUCUUGAGUAUUGGAAGACAGUUAUUUAACUAAAGUCUUAACUAUAUCCAUUGACAAAGGACAGUAAUUCCUCAUGACAAACGCGCAAAACAUAUUCCAUCUUGUAAUUGGUAAAAGAUUCAAAAUAAAAUUGUAUUACGUGUA
Molecule: messenger RNA, 1601 nt
Organism: Mytilus trossulus (common blue mussel)
Lineage: Eukaryota; Metazoa; Mollusca; Bivalvia; Mytilida; Mytilidae
Exons: 1
Coding region: 414-1217 (267 amino acids)
Source: RefSeq, a predicted model, not a curated record